Notolabrus celidotus (New Zealand spotty) is the source of this 15165-nucleotide messenger RNA. It is a transcript of the gene hydin, whose product is annotated as HYDIN axonemal central pair apparatus protein. The record is from RefSeq and is a predicted model, not a curated record. Gene Ontology annotation, cellular component: axoneme. Bases 131 to 14857 code for a protein of 4908 amino acids. Lineage: Eukaryota; Metazoa; Chordata; Actinopteri; Labriformes; Labridae. The transcript has 92 exons. Gene Ontology annotation, biological process: axonemal central apparatus assembly; cilium movement.
GUUACCGUGGCAACGAGCAACAAACGAAGUGGACGGCAGUGCGUUCAUCGGUGAAUUUAGGAGAAAGUUCUGUGAAUACGCCGACAAUUCAUCUACAGAGUGGUCAAUUCUGCUUAUAAGCGAUUCUAAAAUGACAGCCAUUCAGUUUCCCCAGAGAAAAAGGAGGUUCAAGACCAGUGAACCUCUGCCUUGCAAUCUUAAACUCGUUUUCAAGGAGGAGAAGCCACGAAGGGUGACUCCAUCUGUUUAUACCCAGGAGAUGUUACAGUCUACGGAGGAGCGCCUGGCUAACACCAAUGAGGUGCAACCACCCCGUAUCCUGGAGCUGCUUGACAUGAGCAUGACGACACAUCACAAACUGUCUCUGGUAGAUACCGACCUGCCGCUUUUUCAGCCCUUCCCAUCUGAGUUGGUUUUCCAGAACUUCACUCAAGCACACACCUACAAGUUACCUCUACUGCUUCUCAACAAUGACAAGGUUUCCCGUCAUGUGAAGGUGAAGCAGCAGGAUUCUGAGUUUUUCCAUGUGGUUGGUCCAGAGGAUGGAGGGAGCAAGGUCGCACCAGGAUUGUCUGCUACUUUCACUGUUUUCUUCACCCCUCAGGAGAACAAGGAUUACCACCACAGUUUCGUUUGUGUGACAGAGAGAGAACGGUUUGAGGUCCCAGUCCGAGCAGUAGGGCCACGUGCCAUUCUUGACUUUCGUGAUGAGUUCCAUUUACCUGUCUGUCCAGUGAAAACCUCCACACAGAGGACACACCUAGUCCGCAACAUAGGGAAUUGUGAAUCCAGGUUCACGCUUCACACGCAGAGGCCCUUCUCAGUGACGCCCUCUGCUGGUACCCUGGAUGUAGGAGAGGGUAUGCAGGUGACUGUGGAUUUCAACCCUAUGACUGUAGGAGAGCACAGCCAGGAUCUGCUUCUGCACUACCACACUGGUGAAGAUGUCUACAUCGGCCUGUAUGGGGUCUGUGAGGAGGUUAACGUCCAUCUUGACCCUGACUUUGUGCUGCUGCAAAAGACUUACAUUUCCUUGGCCAGUAUCCAAACCGUGUCCCUCAUUAACAAGAGUGAGAUACCUCUACAGUACUGUUGGACUACAUGGCCCAGCCUGCAAGAAGAGGCCCUGGACUUAUUGAGGGGCAGCUCAGCGCUCCAGCAGAGGGAGGAGGAGGAGAAGGAGCAAUUACUUUAUCAGUGUGAGUCUGAUCCGACAGCGAUCCAUCGCCUCCCGCUGCUGUCCAGAGCCUUGCAGGAACACAGAAGCCAGGCUGUGAAGGACCACCUCCUGUCCCUCUCACAUAGCUGCAUAACUGUGGAACCAGCGGAGGGUGAAAUAUGGCCUGAUAUGACAGCACAGUUCAGGAUCGUCUUCAGGCCAGAGGAGGCCAAACUGUAUCAACAAACCAUUUAUUGUGAUGUUGCAGGCCGUGAAUCUCCCUUACCCCUAACAAUAAAGGGAGAGGGUAUGGGACCUAAACUUCAGCUCAACUGUAACCUGAUGGACAUGAAAAAUGUAUUCAUUGAUGACAAAGACAGAUAUGAGGUACUGCUGUCUAACACAGGACUGACUGAAGCCCCUUUCAGGUUGUCAAGCCCAGACACAACUUUUGGACGCUGUUUCUCCUUCAGUCCUGAGGAAGGCGUUAUUCCCUCUGGGGCCAACCAGAUUGUGACGGUGACCUUCCACAGUCAAAUCUUGGGGACUUUUUCUGAAGACUUGCUUCUAACUGUCACAGGACAGCCUCAACCACUUACCUUAACCUUCAGGGGUUGUGUCAUCGGUCCCACAUUCCAUUUCAAUAUUUCCGAGUUCAAUUUUGGAGAUGUAGUUUUUGGUUUCUCACAAACAUUGAUUUGUACCCUCUUCAACACCUCCUUUGUGCCCUUGAACUUUGCCCUGCGUGUCCUGGGAGAUGGAUCAGGGUCUCCAAGUGUGACUAGUUCCAGUUGGAAAGGUGGCACCACCAAAGACCUGCGUGCACAUCCUGUGGAGUUCACCAUCAGCCCUGCAGCAGGGUCUGUGCGUGCUAUGUCAGAUACCACCAUUAAGUUGACGCUGUGCUCCAACACAGUCAAGAGAUACCGGCUGGCGCUGGCGGUGGAUAUUGAGGGUGUUGGCGAGGGGAUCGUGACUCUGCCCAUCAUCGCCAGAUGUGUCGUCCCUGAUAUUGUGGUGGAAACUCCAACGUUGGACUUUCAGAGGUGUUUCCUGGAUCACCUCUACAAACAGAAAGUGCGACUGACCAACACCAGCUCUCUGCCUGCCUGCUAUGGCGUGCUUGACCAGGAAUAUGAAGAGAGCCCAUCACUGAUUUUCGGUAGUUCCACACCCAGAGGAAUUAUUCUUCCUCAUCGUUCAGAGGAGAUUCCUGUGUUCCUGCUGGCUAAGGCGGUUGGAAGACUGCAUCACACUCUACGCAUUGCGGUGUUUGGCAGCAUCAAGCCACCACUGGUGGUGUCCUUGUCAUGUGUCGGGCAGGGACCAAUAGUACAUGUUCUGAACCCACGAUUGGACUAUGGGACUAUACCGGUUCUGACGGACAUUACGAGAGCCCUGCACCUGUCAAACCAGUCACCUAUUCGAGCUCGCUUCACUGCACGAGUGUGCCAUAAAAAGCCCUUUUGGCGUGUUGAGCCCAGCGAGGGGGAGGUGCCCCCAGAGAGCCAGCUGGAGCUCAAGGUAGUAGCUCACCUUAAGGACACUCUUCUUUUCCAAGCGAGGCUGGAGGUAUCCAUCCAAGACAGUCAAACACACAGCAUCCCUCUGUCUGCUAAAGGCACUGGCACCACAAUUGUCAGUGACAGGCCUUUUGCGCCCAGCCUUGAGCUGGGCACUUACUUAAGCCAUGAGACAUGCCAGUAUCACUUCAAGCUCACCAACCAUGGCCAGCGAGUACACCGGCUGUACUGGAGCACAGAUGGAUUCCAACCCUCAACAAAAACCCGCAAGGGAGGAACCUUGUCUGGUCAAACCAUCCUGCCCCCAAUCUCUGCUCCCAGAAAGAAGGACACUCUGAACCUUACAUCUUUGCUCCCCUCCAGCAGAGAGCAGGCAGUGUUCAGCCUCAGCCCUGCUCGUGUGGAGCUUUUCCCAGGCUGCUCCGUUGACAUGGUGCUGACAGGAUCGUCUGACUCUCCCAAGGAUGUAAAGGAGCGGUUGGUGUGCCGUGGCAUUGUGGGUCAGCUGGGCUGUAACGAGCACAUCAUGUCUGUAGAUGUUACCUGUCGCUUUGUGGCUCCAAUGCUCAGCUUUUCUUCCAAACAGCUGAACUUCUACAUUCAGAAGGAUCCAGGACAGAAUCUGAUGCCCCUGUAUGAGAAGCUGAUCUUAAAGAACGUGUCCUCUCUCUCGCUCUCCAUGGAGCUCUCUCUCAUAGAGCCGUUCUCUUUGUGUGAGACCCCAGAAGCCCCCAGCUCUGAAACCACUAAGUCCAUGAUUUUAGGUGAUGGAGGCCAGGCUGAGUUGUGGGUGUGCUGUAAUCCAGCUUACUGUAAGGAUCGAGUGUCACAAACUGUGGAUCAGUUCCUUGAGGUACACUACCAUGGACACCCGCAGCAAGACAUGGUUGAGCUGCAUGCUGAAGUCCACUUUCCCAACCUCCACUUCGCCUCCACCACAGUGGAUUUUGGCUGUGUGCUUAACUGCACAGAGACUCAGAGAGUAAUCUUAGUCACCAACUACUCCCCACUGACUGUGUCCUACCAGUGGGCUUUCCUUGAGGACCAGAAACACUGCUCCAUCAGCUCAAGUGCUGGUGCAGAUGAUCAGAGCAGCACUCAGAGCCCACCUCGUGUGGAAGAGGUGUUUGAUGUCUCACCAGUAUACGGUCAUCUGCAGCCUGGAGACGAGCAGCUGGUCACGUUCUCUUUCUACGGCCACAAAAAUGUCCGCAGAGAGUUGAUCGCACAGUGCCACGUAGAGGAGGGGCCUACGUAUGAAAUCACACUCAGAGGAGAGGCAUCGGUGAUCAGCUACAGCCUUGACAUUCCCCACAUUGACUUUGGUCCGCUGCUUUUUGAUCAUGUAGGGGAGGCUGAGGUGACCCUAAGGAAUACUGGCAAGAUGGGCUUCAAAUUCACCAUCAUAGACCCUCAAAGGGAGGAUGAGGAGGAGUCGGAUAAGGAGGCAGAGGGACGGAGAGAGGCCCUGGAAAAGAGUGAGCAGCAGUUAGAUAUAUGGCAGCAAAAAGCCAAUGAGGAAAAUGAGAAAGAACCGGCGAUCAGACCCGGCCUGCCUGUAGUCAUCCCCAACAUGGGUUACAUUGAGUCUGAUGCAGAGCAGUGUUUGCGUAUACUCUACCUCCCGGGUGUGCCUGAGGUGAUUGAGAAGCAGCUUCAGCUGCAGGUGGCCUUCCUGCCACCGCAGGACAUCACUCUGAGUGGAGAGGGAGUGUUUCCAAGGAUCAGCCUCGACUUGCCACGAAACCUGGAGGAGCGCUUCAGUGGUGUGGUGCAGCUGGCCAAAACAGCUAUGGCGGCAGAUGGAGCCAGAGAAGACCUUAGGAUUGGAAAUAUCACUGGGGCUGAAGAAAUAACAACAGAGACCCCCCGCACUCUUACAUAUGAAGAGCUGCUUCACAUGGAGGUGGAGGGAGCCCUGGUCAAACAGAAUGCACUCGUUGUAAUGGGUACCCUGCUGGAGCUCGGUGACUCACAAGGUUCCCCCAGAAAGUGGCAAAAACUCAGCAAGUUUGUGCUCCCGGAGUAUGUCUUGGAUUUUGGUUUUGUAAUCCCAGGCAAAGUCCUGAGUCACACUGUAAAUAUCAAAAACUCUGGGUCAGUGGCAGUGUCCUUCUAUGCUAAUCUCAAACGUCUAGCUGGCACAGGUUUCAGUGCAGACUUUGAAAGAGUGAAAAACCUUCCCUGCAGUGAGACACACUCUUUCAAUGUUAAAUUUGACCCCAAAGGAGCCAACCUGAAGAUGGGGGACACAAGUGUUGUCAUGCCAAUACAGGUCACAGGUGGUCCAAUGGUUCACGUGCGGCUGUGUGCAGUGGUGACUCUGCCAACCAUCACUGCUUCCACAGAUACCUUACACUUUGACACUCUACAGUGUGGCAUGUGUCAGAUGAAAGCAAUACAACUGUUCAAUCACGAGUCUGUGUCCUGCUGCUGGAGCAUGGCUGAGGAGGUGAAGCCUUUCAAAAAGGUAGACAAGUUCCUGCCUCUCUACCAGCGUAAAAAGGUCUUGCAGGAGCAGCGACCACCUCCAGUGGUGUUUGAGAUGAUUCCCAGCUCUGGAAUGCUGUCACCUGGUGAACAAGUCAAUGUCCAGAUAAAGUUCAGCCCUGCUGAAGAGCAAGUUUACAACAGGCAGCUUGUCGUCCAUGUGGCUGAGAGCAACCAGCAGGUGUUCAUAAAAGCCCAGGGGCAGGCCGAGGAGCCACAACUGGAGUUCUGUCCGUCAUUGCUGGAGCUGGAGUCUUGUCUGCCUCUCAGCACUGAGUCUGAAGCUGAAGUUAUCGUCAAGAACCCCUGCUCUUUUCCCGUCGAGUUCUACUCCCUGGAGUUCGACAUGCAGUAUCUUGAGGAAGAAAAGAUCCUGCGUCUGAUGCAUGGUUAUGAUGAGAACAACACAUUACUGCUGCCUCCCAGGGCCCCUGGAGAAAGUCUUCCUAUAGAGCUGCUUGACUUCUACAAAGGAUACUGUUCCCAGCUGAAAGAUGAUGCGGAGCCUGAGGCAGACCCAGAUGAAACAAUGACGAGGACUGGUGAAAUACAGGAAGAAGACGGGUGGUCAGAGCAAAACAAUGCUCAACUUUCAGGCAGCAAAGAGGAGGAAAUAGGAAUGUUUGUGAAACCAGCUGAGUUGUUCAUUUCAGAGAUGACCAAAGAGGGAAGCUGUGGGAGGCUGGAGCAGAUACAGAUGACUCCUGUUUCCAGAGCAAUUGCCCGCCACAUGUGCGUUGACCUGUCACCAGAAGGUCUGGCAGCACGCAACUGCAGGGGCAUUGCUAUUAUUGUAUAUGGAGCUCCACUGACAGACAAAAGCAGCACAGCAGCUGCUCUGGCGCAUCACUAUAGAGGGGCAAGUCUGAGUGUUGAUGCAGUGGUAACAGAUGCUUUGAUGAAUGGUACGUCUCCUGUAAGCCUGUCUGCAAGACAACUUUAUGACUCUGCUGCUGCCGAGUAUGCUGAGAGGAAGGCUGAGGAGGCUGCUCAGGCUGUAGAAACAUCAGAUCCAGACCCUAAAUCAACUCCAGCAUCACAUGAUGGAAAACUGACUGAAGACAGCUGUGGAAGAAAUUACUCCAAGGACCCUCAGAAGACUGAAACCUUACACUUAGCUCUUUGCCUGGGAGGAGAUGAGACACUCAGUAGUCUCUUACCUGAACAGCUGCUGGUGGAUAUCCUAGCAGAAAGAUUUCAGCUAAGUGAUUGUUAUCGUGGCAUAGUGAUUGAAGGCCUGAAUUCUCUGUACACUCAGUCAGCAGCAAGCACAGUGCAAGUUGUUCUUAAGGCCCUAAAUAACCGUAAACACAUCUAUGUUGUCAACUUGUCUGACUCCUAUGCUGCUCUGAAGGAACGUGAGAGGGCACAGAGAGAAACUGAGGAGGCUCUGCAGAGAGAGAAGAGUGUCAGGGAGGAGCGGUGGCUGCAGGAGCUUGAUGAGGAGGAGUACGAGGCUCUGCCAGAGAAAGAAAAGGAGCGCAUUGACCAGCAACAAAGAGAGAAGUUAAAACAGCCAAAACUAAGGGAGCUAAACCGAAUAAAGAUGGAACAGGAAGAAAGGAGACUCAAGGAGGAGAUGCAGAGGUUGAGAGAAGAGGAGCUUAAAAAGAAAAACAAAAAGGCUGGGAAGAAGGAUUCAAAAGAAGUGUUUCGAAAGAAAAGCUUGCUGGAGGGAAGGAAGUCAACAGAUACACCAAAUGGGCACAGAAUGUCUUCCUGUCACAACUCCAAAGAGUCUCUGGUGGACCCGAGGGAGCAACAAAGUUUAAAUGAAGUGCAUCAUAUCAAAGAAGGAGAAGACUUAGGAAAACAGACAGUAGAAACCAAAGAAUUACAUACAGAGUCUCCUAAACACACUGACAAGCUGGUAAAAGAAAAGUCGUAUGUGGAUGAGCUGCAGUCUCUGUUCACUGUGUAUGAGCAGAGCCAGGAGCAGGUGGAAUACACUCUACAACACUGGGACCGAACACAGGGCCUGUUGCUGGUCCCAGUGUCAGACGAGACAAUCCCAGAUAAACAUACCCCUGUUGGUAAGAGGAGCAAGAGAGCCAAUAGCAAGACCAUGUCACCAAUGCCAGCAAUGGCUGAAGCAGAAAAGACAGAAGACGGGGUGUCUCUACAGGACAUGAUCCCUCAUAUUGUGCUGAAUGUAACAGGAAAAGACUAUCCAUGUGCCACAGAGCUGCUCAAAGACAACACCCUGCCUCCACUGGUUGAGGUGUUAAAUGAUUUGGGGUUGGGACCCAGUGGCCCACCAAUCCCUCCCCCCACAACCUUCUCUCUAGUACCAUUCCCCAAGAACAGAGAGCAACCAAGCAGUCGACUCACCUCAGACUGUUUCACCUUCCUGGUUCCCCCUGGGCUGGACGAACAGAGCGAGGAGAAGAAAGAUUCAGAGGAAGAUGUACUAGCAAAGGAGGAGACAGCAGGAUCUACCAAAAUUCGUGGCAAGGGCAGCAUUAAGGAGAGCUCAGCAACAAAAGACAAGGAUAAAAAGGGCAGAGAGAGUCAGAGGAGCAAAAGACGAACUUCCGCAAAGACAAAAGCAAAAGCCACACCCUCUCCUCUUUUGCACGUCUCCUCAACAUCUGAGUGCACUGAACAGGACCAACACCAAAGAAACUUAGAACAGAAACGCAGCCAGAGGCAGACAAGAUUUCGCUGGGUGGUACCUGCCAACAGUGAGGUGGUUCUGAAGAUCUGGUUCUACUCAGAGUCCCUGGGGAAAUUUGAGCAGAUUUUCAACUUUGAGCUUCUGGGGAUCCAGAGAAACUACCAGCUGAUCUGCAGGGGGAUUUGCACCUAUCCCUCCAUCUGCAAAGACUACAAAACUCUUUUUGCCUCCAGUCAGAAAGUGCAACAAACAGAAGAGGUUCUCCAGAAGGCAUUUGUUAUCAAACCUAGAUACUUUGAAUUUGGACCGUUACUUUGUGGCAAGACCAGAGACAGGUACAAGGAAAAACGGUAUCCAGAAAACACAGAAAGACUCAUGAUUCAUAAUAACUCAGUUCUGGAGGCUGAAGUCCAGUUCAGUUUCCAGCAUGAUACCCAGGCAACCACAUUUUUGCUGGACCCCCCAGCCAUGACUCUCAAACCUGAGCAGAAGCAGGAGUUAACAGUGUGGGCCUACCCAACAAAAGUUGGACAAAUAAAGGACAACAUAGUGUGCAAUAUCAAGGACAAUCCAGAGCCUGUCAUCAUCAGCCUCUCCUGCUGGGGCGUUCGUCCAGAGCUGGAGCUGGAGCACAAAGAUCUGCACUUUGACAGGAUUCUCACCCACAGGCGGGACAGCCGUAGUUUGACAAUGCACAAUAAAACUGCUCUACCGGUGUAUUGGAGACUGCAGGGUGUGGAGGAAUUGGGUGAUCAGUUUGCUGUGCCACAAGAUCAGGGUGUCAUGUCACCCAACUCCUCUUUCUCUCUGAGCCUGCACUUCAGGGCUCGGAAACCUGUCCUCAUCAAGAAGAUCUUACGGCUGGAGGUGUCUGAUGUGGAGAAGAUUGUCGGGAUCUUACAAACUGAAAACAUACAGGUCUCUGCUGAAGCCUAUGAUAUAACUCUGGACAUCUCACCAGAUGGCUGCUUGAACUUUGGAACCAUCAAAGUCUUUGAAGAGUCCAAAUUGUGUCUCCGGUUAAAAAACAAAGGAAAAUAUGAAAUAGCCUACAAGUUUACAUUUCAGCAGACUGACCCAGCCCAACCAAACCUGGACUCCAUGUUUACAGUGUCCCCUCAGAGUGGAACUCUUUUGCCUCACGAGAAGCCCACCGCUGUGCAGAUUGUCUGCAGACCUACUACAGAGAUCUUACUAAAAGAGCAACCCAUCCUGCCCUGUCAGGUGAUUGAACCCAACAUCGGGAAGGGAGAGAUCAUAACCAUCAUAGCCAAGGUUUCCGUCAGGGCUCUCUUCUCCAGGUGCAAAAUCACACCUGCAUGUGACAUGAACUUCGGACCAGUGGUCUACGGCUGCAAAAAAAGCCAAAGCUUCACCAUCGAGAACAGUGGGGCUUUUGAGACUCGUUUCACAAUCUCCCGCAUGGCCACAGACGCUUCUCCACCUGGAAGGCCAGGGGGUCUUGCUAGGGCGAUGCUUCAAGACAGCCAUUCAGGGAAGCCUUCCGGUGCAAGUCAGAGAGGCAUGAGUCCUACGCAGAGUCGCCUCACUAUGGGGGUGUUCUCGGUGUCCCCAUGCACAGCAAUUCUGCAGCCAGGCUCCCAGCAGGUCGUGACUGUGGACUGCCCGGCUGAUCAGCUGGGAAACUGGAAUCAGUUUUUGUACGUUGACAUCAGUGACCGUGACCACUCAGACCAGCCUGAGGGUAUUCAGUACAGACUGAUGGCAGAGGUCUGCAUGCCAGGCAUAGCUUUAGAUCCAGCCUCCAUCUUUGAAGAACAUCAUCUGUGCACCAACAGCAGCCAGCUCUCCGCUGAGCAGUUCUGUAAUGCUGAAGGAAUUUAUGUCCGAGAUGAGAAUAAGUUUGUUUUCAACAAAGUCCUGGUUGGGAGAACCGCUCAAGCUCGCUUCAAAUUAGCAAACAACGGCAAAGUGCCCUGUGUGCUUAGCUUGGCCAUCAGAUAUGUUGGCGCUAAGACACCACGUACCAUGAAGGUUUUCGAUUUGUUCACUUCAACACUGAGCAUUCCCAGCCAGUCACAUUCAUUUGCAGUGAUCACCUUUAAACCACAGACAAUGCAGCUUUACAGCGCUGUGUUUGAGGUCACGCUAGAGGGAACCAGCAGAAUGACUCCAACGUUCAAGAGCAAGGUGCUGGAGUUUGACCUCAUGGGAGAGGGAAAUCUCCCCAGUGUGUGCGUGGUGUGUCCAGCUCUGAGGAACAACCAAGGGAACCCUAUGCUGCAUUUCAGACGGAUACUGGUGGGGCGCAGACAUACCCUGCCUUUGGUCCUGUUUAAUGAUGGAAAUGUCCCGGCUCAGGUCCACAUUGACAUGCUGGAUAAACACCAAGUGUUCACCCUCAGAGCUGCUUAUGGCAACACUCUGAGCUCCAUUCACUCUAAAGUGCUCGAGGGCACCGCUUCAGAUAAUAAGUUGUUGCACAGAGCCACUCUGACGCUGAAUGUCAACGAGCACGCAGAAUUUGAUCUCAGUUUUUGUGCCGACAAGCCCCUGAGUGUCAAGGCCAAGAUGUCACUGCAGGUGGAGGACAACCAGUACAGCAACACAAUAAUAACAGUGACUGGAGAAGCUUACCAGGAAAUUGUAUCGCUUGACAACAUUAGCAGGUCACUCCAGGAGACGGAUCAGGAGGAUGAGGAGACAGGUUAUUAUGAGGUGCUGAAUUUAGGGGAUUGCCAUGUAGAUUUUCCCCAUCAAGAAAGUUUCACCAUGACCAACCACAGCAGCAGCCAGGUUGUGAGGUUUGAGUGGCCUCCUGCUGGACCCCAUGUUUUUUUGUCACCACAGGUGGGUCACCUUCACGCUGGAUGCUCUAAGGAAGUGACUGUCACCUUCUGCUCCAAUCAGCCAGUGACUCUCACCAGCCAACCAAUGACAUGCAAGCUUUGUCAGGUUGAGUUCCAGCAGCCUCUAGAUCAGGUGGCUGACUGGGACGACCGGCAGAGGACAGUCCAGUGGCUGAGUUCUUCAAGACCAGCUUCAGAAACAUCACAGCUGCCUGUGAAGAAUAAGGUGAUAAAGACAGAUCCAGAGCCCUGCUGCACUGUGGUUGAGGGCUCCCAGUGGCAGUUGGAAUUGCGUAUCAGUGCAGUUUGUGACUAUGUGAAGUUCAGCUGCAACUACGACACCAUCCAUUUCAAAGACACCAUGCUGUAUCAAACCAGGCUUCACCAAUUGCAGAUGAUGAAUCACGGCGAUGUCAAGCUGGACUUCUCCUGGCAAGUCGUAAUGGAUCCAAGAAACACUGGGAACCUUGCCCAAGGAGAUAGGAACCUUACCACUAGACCAGGAAGUAGGUCAGCGGGAGUGGUAAGUGGAGCCCGUCCCUCCAGUGCACUGGCCAGCGUGAUGUCUCUUAUGAUGGGGAAUCCUGAGCUUUCUCCCAUCAGUAUUGAACCCAGGGUGGGGGCCAUACAGCCCGGUGAUACUGAAAACUUCAGCAUUCGCUUUUUACCUUUGGAGGUGUCCCAGUUUCAGGGCAGGCUGCUUUGCAGCAUUCCCAACCUGCAGGAGAGUGAUCAGGCUCCCUGUAUCUUGGUGUGUGGCCACAGCCUGUUUCCUCACUACCACUUUGACCUGGAGGACUCAGACUACAUAACCCGCCGCAACCCUGAAUUCAGGGCACAUCUGGAACCAAACAUCAGGGUCCUAGAGUUAAAUGCUAUUGGCUUCUCUGCCCCAUCAACAAGAUGCUUUACUGUCAUGAACCCAACCAGUAAGCCUUAUUCAUUCAAGUGGAGGUGUGAAGACACAGGUGACAGUCUGUUCCGCUGCCUCACCCCGUGUCGAACCAUCCUACCGGGGAAGACAAUGGAAGUCUGUUUCGAAUAUGUAGCUGAGCAGCUGGAUGUGGUGGAGUCGUUCUGGAGCUUUGUGAUAGAGACUCCAUCAUUGUCUGUCCCCUUCCUGUGUGUUGGCGCCACCAGAGAACCAAUCGUCUAUCUUGACAGACCUCACCUUGACUUUGGGGAACUGCUUGUUGGCCGUAAAGGGGAACAGACAGUUAAUCUGGUGAAUGGAGAGGAGGAGCCCUUCCAUUUCUCGAUUGUGCAGUCAUCUCUUGUCUGUGAAGAUCAGGAGUCCACCCUCGUUUUGCAACCAGUGACGGGCACAUUAGCACCCAAAGCCAGAUUGCCUUUGUCAGUGUCCUUCACACCAUGCCGGGAGGGCUGUGUGAGCUUCAGAUUGGUGCUGAGGGUGAAGAGGAAGUCAGAGCCACUCACAUUCACAGUUAAGGCCAGUUGUUUCACCAUUUCAGUUCAAGUUGGGAGGCCAGGUGGCGGUUUCAGAGAGACCAAAGCUAACCACCAAGACACUGUGGACUUUGGAGAGGUGGAGAUUUUGGAGCAAUCUGCUUUGAACUUCUUGGUGUCCCAUCCAGCAAGAUUCAGCCUUGGGAUGACAUUUGACCUGUCAGGCCCCAGCGAGCUGCUUCAACACUUAGAGGCGAAACCUCAAAAUGCUACUCUUGAGUUUGGGAAACAGUUGCAGACAUCACUUAUCUUCUGCCCGCGGAACAUUUGUAACCUUGAGGAUGUCAGACUGAGUAUCAAGGUAAAGCACGGGCCAACGUUUCCCUUUGUCAUCAAAGGCAGAGCUGUAGCAUCUAGCCUUCAAUUUUCCUUCACCAAGUACAACUUUGGAAAGUGCUUCCUGUACUGUCCUGACACAAAGCCGACAUCACAGACUCUAGUGAUCAGCAACAAAGGCGAAAGGGACAUCAGUGUCCAGUGCCAGUUCAAGAACACCUCUUGCCUGGAGGUAGACUUUAAACCAGACAUUCUGUCACCUGGUGCCGUGAUGGAGGUACCCGUCAGGUUCUAUCCCCGUGAGGUCUGUGGUUACCAUGAAAAACUCACUUUCACCUUGAACAGUGGUGUCAUGAAACAGGUGGACAUACUGGGGCAAGGUGUUGAGAGGAAGCUGGAGGUGGAGGAUCCCAGGCAGAGGAAAGUGAAACUAGGAUCUCUGAUGAUUGGUCAGAAGGUGAAGAAACAAGUGGUUCUGGUGAACCGUAGCCCUCUAGGCCUUUCCUUUACUCUGCUGCUCAACACAAACACCACAUUGGAUCAAAAGGAUCUGUCAUUCAGUCCUACAGGUGAGGUGAGCCUGAAAGCAAAAGGUGGCUCAUGUAUUGUUGAAAUCCAGUUCUCACCUCGCCAGCACGUACCAGCCUUCAGUGCAGAGUUACAGGCCCAGUUUCCAGGCCUGUUUCACCCCCUGCUGACGAUCCAAGGCUGCUGCAAGGUCGUGGAGGUCCAGCUGGACCAGGAUCACCUAGCCUUUGGAGCUGUUGUCCAGGGCAGCCAGGCCAGGAAGAAGAUUGUUAUGAUGAACACUGGGGACAUUGGUGCCAGAUUCCAGUGGAAAACCGACACUUUUCCUCCAGAGUUAUCCAUUGCACCUGCUAAAGGCUACAUCUCUCCUGACAAGGAGGUUCCUUUUGAAGUGACUUUUUCUCCUGUGGAACUGAGUAAUGACACAAGAUUUGAGAAUGUGUCAUGCAAUGUGGAGGGUUUCUCCUCACCAAUUACCCUCACUGUGACAGGCUCCUGUAUCGUACCAUCCACUGGCAAAGAGGUGGUGAAUUUUUUUUGCCCAGUACGAAGCUCUUACACUCAGACCCUGCCUGUGUUCAACCCAGCAAACCAGGCUUGCAGCAUAAGACCUGUCAUCGAGGGCGAGCAGUGGAGUGCUGAGCCCUCCGUUAACUUUGAACCCCUCCAAAACAAGGCAUACAAGAUCACAUACAAACCACUGACCAUGACUGCUGAUAAAAAGAAACAUCAGGGAUCAGUCUUUUUCUCUUUCCCUGAUGGGAGCGGCAUGCUCUACUCCCUGCAGGGCACUGCUGAGCCUCCUAAGGCAGAGGACACAAUUCUGCAUGAGCUGCCUGCCAAGACUCACCACACACAGAUUAUUCCUGUAGACAACUGGCUCCCCAAGCAACAGCGGUUCCGUGUGCUGCUGGAAAUCCUAAAACCUGACAAGACAGAUGCUACAGCAUCCCUCAAGGGUUUAGAAUACAUUGAUGUCCCCGCUUUGGCCAGAAGAGACUACAAGAUGUCUUUUUUUACAUACAAGGAGGGGCAGUGUAAUACCAAGGUGACGUUUCAGAACACAACAUCCGGCGAGUAUUUGUUUUACCUUGUUACCUUCAAGGUUACUUCUCCAGGAGUGCUAUCAACCAUAGAGCUGGAGACAGCUGUCCGUAGAACAGUCUCAGGCACUGUGCAGGUGGAGAACCCUCUCACCACUGCUACCUGCCUCAGCACUGAGUGUAACUGUCCCGAUAUCAGCGCCCCAACUCAGCACACUGUGCCAGGACAGUCCAAGAGUUCUCUAAGCUUUGAGUACCUGCCUCUGCGUGCAGGUGAGUCUACAGCUCGGCUCACUCUGAACUGUAAUGAUCUGGGCCACUUCCACUACGAUCUGGUCCUCAGAGCUCUGCCCCCGCCACCAGAGAAAACUGUCCACUUCAGCACUUCUUUGGGCAGCAGCCACUCUGUUCUUAUUAAAUUCAUCAACUACUCUCGCUUCAGAACGGAGUACUCAUGCAAGACUGAUUGCCCAGACUUCACUGUAGAUGAGAGUGUGGGUGCUUCUCCAGGUUCCCAGGCAGGGUCAGAGGCCAGCGUCGAGGUUUGUUUUGAGCCUCACCAGGUGGGGGAAGUGAGAGGCCAGCUCAGCCUGUCCUCAGGAGUUGGUGGAGAAUACAUCUUCCGCUUGCAUGGGAUCUGCCUUCCUCCCAAACCCCAGGGCCCGUUUAGCAUCAGGGCAGGUCGCAACAUUACUAUCCCCUUCAAGAAUGUUUUCCUGCAGACCACUGCUUUUUCUUUUCAGGUUGACAAUCCCAGCUUCACUGUCAAAGGAGUGGACACCAUCCUCUCCAAGAAGACCUACAACAUCCUGAUCUCUUUUGAUGCCUCUUCUGCAGGGCCAUGGUUUGGCAAGCUGACCAUCUCCAGCCAGCGCUCUGAAGGACACAAAAAACCUUGCUCUUGGGUCUAUUACCUGAGUGGCCACCGUCCAGAGUCAGCCUAAAGAGAUGUUAACACACCAACGCACAUACAGUUGACUGUGCAGACACAAAUUCAAUGAAAAACAGUUGCCAAAAGAGAGCCACACAAUCCACCAUACGGACGGUAGUCAUCAUUGUGGAAAUAAUUUUUCUGAUACUUUAGUGUAAUGCAUUUAUGGUUCAUUUAUUAUUAUACAAUUUUUAAAGCCGAAACAACAAGCCAAACUUGCUUUGUAUGUAUUUAUUUAGGCUGGUAAGAUUUUCUUUUUUUUGUUUUUAAAUUCCUAAUAAAACUUUGAAUGAACUCAAUAAAUAAAGACAAUAAUUGCAA